UUUUUAUUUUUUUUUUAGAAGUGCCGAAGCGACUCCUUCUGUAAAUCUGAAGCUUGGCAAAAAGCUUUCAUUAUAUUUAUUUCUUACGUGUAACACAAUAAUAAAGUACUGUACUUAUAGCCAGGUGAUGGCUGGAAGUCGACUUGAGAAGUUUGGCACGAUUUUCUCGCGCAUGACGGACCUGGUCCGCGCAGGCGUGCUGAAGGAGGCCGAGAAGCCCGUGUGGUACGACGUGUACGCCGCGUUCCACCCGAAGAAGGAGCCGCUGUACGUGAAGCCCCUGGUGAAGAGAUACGGGAAGGUGACGAUGCAAGUGCCCGACAUAUUCUACAAAGAAGAUGUCAUUAGAGCAAAAUUUUACGCAGUCUACACUACUGGACCAAGGGCCUUCGACCUAUUCAAAUCCAACUUUGUCUCCACUUCCCAAAGGUUUGUGGAGAAGUACAACGAGCUGGAGAAGCAGGGAGACGUGCCAGAGGAGGCUCUCUUUGAGGAGACGGGGAGGGCGCUUCUGGCCGAAGGUGUCGUGCUGCGGAGGAGAGGCACCCCUGGGGUGGCGUCAGAGAGUCGGGACCCUGUACUUGGAAUGAAGCUAACGGACAUGCUGUCAGAGCAGCAGACAGACACACCCAGCAAGGCAGAGACAGAGGGGGAGCAGGUACAGGACGGCACCACAGAAACUCUGUAAUGAGACAUUGUUCUGCGGCAAAGCCUCCCACACAGUUUCUACUUUUCACUGAGGGGACAGAGGUGGUUAGAAAAAUUGACAUGACUAUUAGAAAGGCUCCUGUUGCCCCUCCCAUCCACCUGUCUCUCAGUUCAUCCUAUCCCCUGAUGUGCACGUGGAGCAACAUCUGUUCCGUGUCCCAAGUGUCUGCAGUGUACAGGACUGUGCAGGCCUUCUGGAACUUCAUGUGUCGACGGUUGUCACUCUGGUAGUUUAAUGGACGACUCCCUCGGGUUCACCAUGUCAGACCUUGAGAUGAGUGGUUUGAAGGAAGGACAAUGCCUUGAGCACGUACCCUUGUGUACAGUUUCUCUCCUGCAUCACUGUCCUGCCUUUCUGUCGACCUCACAGAGGAAUGUCUCUCUGCAACAACUUCAAGACUUUUUUCCAGAACAAAUCUUCUGGUGUUUCUUUAAUUGUGAAUGUAUAUGAACAAAGGAACACAGCAUGUACAAGGUGUGUGAUGGUUCUCGUUGGGUGAAAAGAUGUGGUGGCCAUGGGCAUGAUUGCUACAUCAGUAAAGCAAGAAUUUGGUUGUUUUUGUGAUCCUCCACUUUAGUCCUUCUACCCCUUGCCACUUUGAUGUAAAACUCUCAGUUCAGUAAAGCAGUCUGUUUAACAGGCAUUAGUGUAGCUUUGAGCAAUUGCAGUGAGCAGAAGACUGAUGCUGCAGUACUUCAGAGAAAUGAUACUGGUGGCAACAAGGUAAGUGUAACAGUAUUUCCACAGCAAUACAAUAAUACACUACAGUAGCAUUUAGCGAUCUUCAGCAGGUCUUGCAAACACUUUUUAUAUUCACAUUGAAUAGCUUGUAAUAAACAUUUGAGGUUAUUGUUAUAAUGCAGGGCAAAGUGUUUCUACCUGAAAUGUAGAUGUAUACCUUUCAUCAGUAUAUGUGUUCAUUGAACACACAUACUCUAGGAGGGAGGUAAAACUACUGCAUGGCUUGAAAGGCCAUCAUGCAGAUGGAUAGCUGAUAAACAAGAGGGUGACCAGGUCAAAUCCUGA
This is a messenger RNA of Scleropages formosus (Asian bonytongue), 1735 nucleotides long. It is a transcript of the gene mrps23, whose product is annotated as mitochondrial ribosomal protein S23. NCBI's taxonomy places the organism in Eukaryota, Metazoa, Chordata, Actinopteri, Osteoglossiformes, Osteoglossidae. The record is from RefSeq and is a predicted model, not a curated record. Gene Ontology annotation, biological process: translation. Gene Ontology annotation, cellular component: ribosome; mitochondrion. Gene Ontology annotation, molecular function: structural constituent of ribosome. The transcript is spliced from 5 exons. The coding region runs from base 128 to 688 and encodes 186 amino acids.